Molecule: messenger RNA, 1138 nt
Organism: Centropristis striata (black sea bass)
Lineage: Eukaryota; Metazoa; Chordata; Actinopteri; Perciformes; Serranidae
Gene: her5
Product: hairy-related 5
Exons: 3
Coding region: 49-738 (229 amino acids)
Biological process (GO): regulation of transcription by RNA polymerase II; anterior/posterior pattern specification; regulation of neurogenesis
Cellular component (GO): nucleus
Molecular function (GO): DNA-binding transcription factor activity, RNA polymerase II-specific; RNA polymerase II cis-regulatory region sequence-specific DNA binding; protein dimerization activity
Source: RefSeq, a predicted model, not a curated record
AUUAGGUGAAUUCAAAUUUUGCCCAUUGUCAAGGCCGCGUGCUGCUCAAUGAAUGAGGGGCGUGUCCCGAGGGGGCGGGGCUACCUGCAGGGAUAUCAACAAGAAGAAAUGAGGACAGAAACUGAACCAGCAUUUAUUCUUCUGGACCCACAGGAAGGACACACGACUGAAACCUCUAGCAUGAAGGCUUUCCCCUCAGCAGAGUCUCCCAGACAGAGGACCAUCAGAAGGUUCUCUAAACCUGUGAUGGAGAAACGCAGACGGGAGCGGAUCAACCACAGUUUGGAGACAUUACGACUCCUGAUGCUGGAUAACACCAACAAUGAGAAGCUGAAAAAUCCAAAGGUGGAGAAGGCAGAGAUUCUGGAGAGUGUGGUCAACUUCUUGAAGACAGAUAGGGAGGUGGAGAGAGGACACCGGCCCAUGAAGAGAGUCCUGUCCCAGGAGCAGAGACCGACGUCGGCCCGCCAGCACAGCUACCAGGAUGGCAUGAGGUCCUGUCUGCUGAGGGUGAGCCACUUCAUCACCAGCAAGAGCCAGGAGGUAGAGGAGUCCAUGGGGGACACGGUGCAGGAAUCUCACCCUUCAUCUCCUGGACACAUCCACAGCAGCCAGGACGCUCUGUCCCCUCAGCAUCACCACGGCCUCUCCCAUCCGUACCUCAGCCCCUGUGACACCCGGGGGCUGCUGGCCUCCACACACUUCUCUGACCCCGUGUGGAGGCCCUGGCCUCAGUGACAGACUCCUCUCACAUAGAUUCUAUUUUAACAUGGACACACUGUGUAAAUAUGUAUUUUGUUGUACAGCCUGGAUUCUUUUGUACAGUGAAGAUAUUUUCCAUGAUAGAUUGUUGAUUGAUUCUGCAUGUUUUUGCUUUUUUUUGCACACAUAGUAUUAUUUCUAUGGGGCCUCUUUAUGCAGCAGUGUCCACAACUUCAUUUAGAUUAUUUUCUUUACUUUUUUUGCUGGGACAUAAGUACUGAGGUGCGUGUGCUUGUACAGGGAUGUUAUUGUGUUUUUUUCUUUGCUCUGAGUACAUAUUGUUCAUAUUAGAGACAUGCUAUCUGCAUUUAUUCUAUUGUGCUUGACUAAUCCUCUGCUCCCGUGUACAAUAAAGCACAACUUCCUGAUCAUUCUA